AUGUCUUACGGCGGCGGCUACGGAGGCUCGCGCGGCGGCGGUGGAUACGGCGGCGGCGGCGGAGGAUAUGGCGGCGGAUCCAACGGGUACGACUACUACGGCGAUUACGAUUAUGGCUAUCGGGGUGGUCGCAGCGAUCGCGCAGACUCUGCUCAUGGGUAAGCGUGCGAUCAAGGCGCCAUCGUAGCCUGAGUAACGUCCUUAUAUCUCUUAUCACCCCUUCUCACACAUUCAGAAGUCGACAAUACUGACUCGAUUCUUUGCAGAUACGGCGGCGGUGGCGGCGGUGGAUACGGAGGCGGUGGCUACUCGAACGGCUCGAACGGCUACUCCGGCGGCGGCGGCGGCGGUGGCGGCGGUGGUGACCGCAUGUCCAACCUGGGCGCCGGUCUGCGCGAGCAGACAUGGGACUACAGCACUCUCCCCAAGUUCGAGAAGUCCUUCUACAAGGAAGCGCCAACCGUGGCAGCUCGCUCCGACGCCGAGGUCGCCGAGUUCCGCAAGAAGUACCAAAUCGACAUCAAGGGCAAGAACGUGCCAAAGCCUGUCGAGACUUUCGACGAGGCCGGUUUCCCACAAUAUGUCAUGAGCGAGGUCAAGCAACAAGGAUUCGAGAAGCCGACCGCUAUUCAGUCGCAGGGCUGGCCAAUGGCUCUUUCUGGUCGUGACGUUGUCGGUAUUGCCGAGACCGGUUCUGGAAAGACGCUCACGUACACCCUUCCCGCCAUCGUCCACAUCAACGCUCAGCCGCUACUGGCCCAAGGCGACGGACCGAUUGUCCUCAUUCUCGCGCCAACCCGUGAGCUGGCUGUUCAGAUUCAAGAGGAGGUCAGCAAGUUCGGCAAGUCAUCGCGGAUUCGAAACACUUGCGUCUACGGAGGUGUUCCCAAGGGUGGACAAAUCAGAGACCUCGCUAGAGGCGUGGAAGUCUGCAUUGCCACUCCCGGACGUCUCAUCGACAUGCUCGAGUCUGGCAAGACCAACCUCCGCCGCGUUACUUACCUCGUUCUGGAUGAAGCUGACCGCAUGCUUGACAUGGGUUUCGAGCCACAGAUCCGCAAGAUCAUCGGUCAAAUUCGCCCUGACCGCCAGACGUGCAUGUGGUCUGCCACUUGGCCAAAGGAAGUCCGCCAGCUUGCCGCCGAUUACCAGAAGGAGUGGAUCCAGGUCAACAUCGGAUCUCACGAGCUUGCCGCUAACCACCGCAUCACCCAGAUUGUCGAGGUCUUGUCCGACUUCGAGAAGCGUGACCGCAUGCUCAAGCACAUGGAGCGCAUCAUGGAGAGCCGCGAGAACAAGAUCCUCGUCUUCACUGGCACCAAGCGCAUUGCCGAUGACAUCACCCGCUUCCUCCGCCAGGACGGCUGGCCAGCGCUCUCAAUCCACGGCGACAAGCAACAGAACGAGCGCGACUGGGUCCUCAACGAAUUCAAGACCGGAAAGAGCCCAAUCAUGGUUGCCACCGAUGUGGCUUCCCGUGGUAUCGGUAUGAUUACUACCCACUCACACCCCUCCCUCCCCCCCCCCCUCACCCAUUGCCCCCUUCCCUCCUCUCGCUCGACAUUGUGAGAUCUGUCCUGCCGCUGCUGCACUCCGUGCGCUCGGCGUGCACAUAUAACCUUCACAUCUAGGGCUGUCAGUGUUCCCUUGUUUCAAAGGGGUCCUUGGAGACUUUCGACGGCGAAGCCUCGCUUUGCCGUGCCUCUCCGUUUCUCUGCCAUUGUCCUUUGCCAGUAGAGAAGCGGACCACGAGUCUUUCAAUGUUGCGUUGGUGUAACAGCUGCGCGCGUCCAAGGAUCCUCCCCGGAGCAUGAUCACGGCCCACCAGAUUUGUGUUGUAGAUGUGCGCGCUUGGGCCCGAAGCGUUUCGGUCUCCCGUUUACGCAAAGGUUGUCGCAAAUUUGCGCACCAGACAGAUCCGCAUCCGGCAAAGGAUUGCUAUUGCUCGCUCCACUCACCCAUCACUGACAGUAUUCCACUAACAUUUCUGCGUCUGAAGACGUCAAGGACAUCACUCACGUGCUGAACUACGACUACCCGAACAACUCGGAGGACUACGUCCACCGUAUCGGCCGUACUGGUCGUGCCGGUCGCAUGGGUACCGCCAUUACCCUCUUCACUACUGAGAGUGAGUACUCCUACAUCUCAUGACCAUUCUGGGCCCUUCUGACAGUUUGCAGACUCCAAGCAGGCUCGUGACUUGGUCAACAUCCUCCAGGAGGCCAAGCAGCAAGUCGAUCCCCGUCUUGCUGAGAUGGCUCGCUAUGGCGGUGGCGGUGGUGGAGGAGGCCGUGGUGGAUGGCGUGGCGGACGUGGAGGUGGUGGAGGUGGACGUGGUGGCUGGACUGGCAGCAACACCGCGCCGCUCGGGGGAAGCCGUCGUUGGUAA
Lecanosticta acicola is the source of this 2389-nucleotide messenger RNA. The record is from the annotation of a GenBank genome assembly. Lineage: Eukaryota; Fungi; Ascomycota; Dothideomycetes; Mycosphaerellales; Mycosphaerellaceae.